Molecule: messenger RNA, 3934 nt
Organism: Mytilus trossulus (common blue mussel)
Lineage: Eukaryota; Metazoa; Mollusca; Bivalvia; Mytilida; Mytilidae
Exons: 2
Coding region: 16-1872 (618 amino acids)
Biological process (GO): DNA recombination; DNA integration
Molecular function (GO): DNA binding
Source: RefSeq, a predicted model, not a curated record
AACGUUCGUCUCGUUAUGGGUCCUAAAAGAAGGGAUACCAGGAAAAGGACACGUGGUCCAGAACUAGAUCCUUAUAAUCCGAAUAAUUGGACAUCAACAGAGCUGAAAGAGAAAUUAGCUUUGCUAGGGAUUAAAAUAUCCGAAAACUUCACUAAUAAACAAUUGAAGCGUAUUUUCUUGGAUAUUAAAAAAAGUAAUCCGGAAAGUUCUGACAAUGGAAACACUGAAAUUAACAACAUCAGUGCUACUGUAAAUACGUCUUUAUCACCAAAUUUAGAAGAUGAUGUUAUUCUAUCACCUACAAAUACUCAAAAUGCCGAAUUUUCUAGCUUAAUUCCGAUAGCAUCUACAUCGCGGAUGAAUACAGUGGAACCCACGCCUUUACCAGCAGUAGGUGCUUCUGCGCAUCAAAACCACGCAUUUCCGCCCAGGACUGAUCUCAACACGCUUGACUAUGCUCUUGUUAACAACACUUUGCAAUUAUGUCAGCAAGUUAUUGCCAGUGUUCCAAAACAGACUAAUAAUAAUAAAUUCAACUUGCAUUCCGCCAUGAACUUUAACCCCGGGCCUGGAUCAACUUUACCCGUUAAUCAAAACACUUUUGGUGUUCAAAACCCUACGUUGGGAGAAUUUACACAAACAAACCCCAAUCAGAUGAAUUUUCCGAACAGUUUUGCAUCACAAGUUCCUAUCUUUUCCAUGCAAAACCAACACAUGCAAAUGACAAAACAUGGAUAUCCUGCCACAGCAUUUUCUGGAGUUGAUAUGGUUUCUCCAGAGAUUCGCACCAAAAUAAUCUCAGAUGAACAAAUUUCAUCAGUUAGCACCAGAGGCAGAGAAAGCAGCAACUCCUUGUCCAACCCUGGAAGAGAUUAUUUGGACAUCGCAGUAGAAAAUUUACAAACUUUCGCUGUUGCAGAUUCAACUAAAGCUUUGUACAACGUGGGAUAUGAACAUUAUCUUAAGUUCUUACAAUUACAAGGAUCAACUUGGUCAACUUUCCAGUUACCACCAGUUUCUGAGAACUUGUUGAUGCGUUUCAUAGCCUAUUGCGAAUCUAAUAAACAUCUGAGAUAUUCCACCAUUAAAUCCUACCUAUGUGGUAUACGUUUCUAUUACUUACUUAAAGGGGGUGUUAAUCCAUUAGAGAAUUUUGUUGGUAAACCAUUGCCAAAAUUAAAAUCAGUAUUAGUAGGUUUGAAAAAGAAACAUGCCAUUAUGCCUAAGAGAAUUCGUUUACCCAUAACAUUUGAUAUUUUAUACAAAAUGUGUUUUUUACUACGCAAUUGUAUUUUUGAUAGUUAUACAGAUGUUUUAAUAGAAGCUGCAUGUGUAACAGCUUUUUUCGGGUUUUUAAGAUGUGGUGAAUUUUCUGUUAAUGAUACAAACAAAUUUGAUCAUGAAUCAAAUUUGUGUCUGAGUGAUGUUCAAAUAACAAAUGAUUGUAUUUUUGUGCAUCUUAAGAAAUCUAAGACUGAUCCUUUUAGGUAUGGUAUUACUAUUCCUUUGUUCAAAAACAAUACAGAUAUAUGUCCUGUAGUAGUACUUCAAAAAUACUAUAGACUCAGAAUGAGUAUUUUUAGCAAUUCUGAGUCCUUUUUUAUUACUAAUAAAGGUGAUCCAUUGUCAAGAAAUUUUUUCAUUUCUCAUGUUAAAUGUACAUUAGACAAAUUAGGAUUAUCCAGCGAAAAGUAUAAUGGUCAUUCAUUCAGAAGUGGUGCUGCAACUACUGCACACAAAGCACGACUGGAAGAUCAUCUUAUUCAAACUUUGGGACGAUGGUCCUCAGAUUGUUAUACCAAAUAUAUUCAUACCUCUCCAGAUGUACUUAGACAAGCUCAAAUUCAAAUGACCUCUACUUUGAACAAUUAAUAUUUGUACUGACAGCAAGGAGUGAAUUGAUUUUUAUCCUUCUCAUUAUUUCAACUUGGGGCUACAGCUGCAAGCAUCUGUAUUUGGCUAUUUCGAUACAAAAUUUUUAGUCAAUCUAUGAAAAAUUAUCUCAAUUCCAAGUUUCAAGAUUUAGUUAGAGUUAUCUCCCUUUGCAUAUGGAGAUAGAACAUUAUACAUUAUUGGUUUUUAAUUGCAGUUGUAUAAGUCCCCAGUUGCCAUAUUGUAAAUAAAUGCAUAUACUUUUAGAUUCUUGAAUAAAUAAUAGUUUAGUACUUAGUCUUUAUAUAUAUUAAUAUACUUCUCAUCACACUUACAGUUUAUUACAAACUUCAGACAUUUGUCCUUUAGAAAUUGAGAUUUGGGUUUAUGCUUAUGAGACAGCAACUCAAGGCAUUAUUAUAAUUUCUGUGUUAAAGAGUUUAUAGGUGAACUAGAGACAUUAAUUUGGUAUUAGAUAAACCACUUAUAAUAAAUCAGGAACAAGUGAAGUCAUAAAAUUAAAAUUAUAUUUAUUAUAAUUGGAGUUUAUUAUGAACUUGUCACCUCACUCUAUUGGGUAGUUAAUUAUCUUUGCACACGGUCUAUGAUGUCACAGUGCACAUUCCAUUCUUAUCUAUAUUGCUACGUCAUUAAUUCUCACGAUGUUGGUGUAUGAUAUCUGAUGCAAGGAAUACAUGAACUUCUAUUGUUUUGGUCAGCUUUUUGCCACCACCUCCCCACCACUCUCCUUGCUGUCAGUGCCAUGGGGACUUUCAUUGAUGUAUAUAUGUUGUUACAUAGUGUGAUGAUUGUGUUAUAUACUUUUUGUUUAUUAUUAGAAUUUUACAAUUGCUUGUCAUUAUUUUACUUGAUUAAUUUUUUAUUUUUUUUAUUUUCUUUGUAUUGUAAUAACAAAUAAUAUUAACAAUUGAAUCAAUUUUUGAUACCAUACUGAUGUAUGGUCUAAAUUCCUUAUUUUUAACGGUCUUUGUACCUCAUUUUGACACCAUACUGACGUAUGGUUUAAUUUACAUUGUUCCUUGAUACUUAUUACAUAUUUCUGAUACCAUACUGACGUAUGGCCUGGUUACCUUUCUAUGGCACCAUACUGACGUAUGGUUUAAACGCAUCAUUUGACACCAUACUAACAUAUGGUUUUAAUUUCUUAUUUUGUCACCAUAAUGACUUAUGGUUUAAAUUACCUUUUGACACCAUACUGACGUAUGGUCUAAGCAUCUCUUUUUGACACCAUACUGAGGUAUGGUUUAAGCACCUAUUUUUGACACUAUACUGACGUAUGGUUUAAGCACCUCUUUUUGACACCAUACUGACGUAUGGUUUAAGCACCUCUUUUUGACACCAUACUGACGUAUGGUUUAAGCACCUCAUUUUGACACCAUACUGACGUAUGGUUUAAGCACCUCUUUUUGACACCAUACUGACGUAUGGUCUAAACAUCCUAUUUUUGAUACCAUACUGACGUAUGGUCUAAACAUCCUAUUUUUGAUACCAUACUGACGUAUGGUUUAAACAUCUUGUUAUUUUAUACCAUUUUUUGUUUGGUUUAUACUUCUAUACAAUGUAUUGUUGGAACAAUAUACUUAUGAACCUUUUAUAUUUGUUUGUUAAAAUCUUACUUUUUCAUCUAUUUUAUGAAUGGCUAUUUCGAUACAAAAUUUUUAGUCAAUCUAUGAAAAAUUAUCUCAAUUCCAAGUUUCAAGAUUUAGUUAGAGUUAUCUCCCUUUGCAUAUGGAGAUAGAACAUUAUACAUUAUUGGUUUUUAAUUGCAGUUGUAUAAGUCCCCAGUUGCCAUAUUGUAAAUAAAUGCAUAUACUUUUAGAUUCUUGAAUAAAUAAUAGUUUAGUACUUAGUCUUUAUAUAUAUUAAUAUACUUCUCAUCACACUUACAGUUUAUUACAAACUUCAGACAUUUGUCCUUUAGAAAUUGAGAUUUGGGUUUAUGCUUAUGAGACAGCAACUCAAGGCAUUAUUAUAAUUUCUGUGUUAAAGAGUUUAUGGGUGAACUAGAGACAUUAAUUUGGUAUUAGAUAAACCACUUAUA